GCCAAAAGCAAGAAGACAAGAGACUUUGUCUGCAGUGAACUGGCAGCAUAAGUAGAAAGACUGUUUUUAAAGUCAUGGGGAUUGUAGAUGUUCUUUUCCAGUCCUUCAGUUCUGUCUCCCUGCUGGGGGCUCUGGUGGUUCUGCUUCUUCUCUACAUCAUCUCCUACUCCAGACCCAAAUCCCAGGAACACAGGAUGGAUCCUCCUGGACCAAAACUGUUUCCUCUGCUCGGUAACCUGCUGCAACUGGACUUACAGAGACCAUACAACACGUUACUGAAGUUUUCCAAGAAAUAUGGGUCAGUGUUCACUGUCUAUUUGGGACCCAAGAAAGUGGUGAUCCUGGCAGGAUACAAGACGGUGAAGGAGGCACUUGUCAACCAUGCUGAAGAGUUUGGAGAGAGAGAUGUACUCCAAAUUGUAGAAGACCUUAAUCAUGGUAUUGCAUGGUCAAAUGGUGAUGUAUGGAAAGAGAUGAGACGCUUUGCUUUGACAAACAUGAGAGACUUUGGGAUGGGCAAGAAGGUAAUUGAGGACAAGAUCAUUGAGGAGUCUCACUACCUCAUAGAAGUGUUUAAGAAAUUUAAAGGUGAAGCUUUUGAUACAUCCCAACCAAUAAACUAUGCAGUCUCUAAUAUAAUCUGCUCCAUGGUCUAUGGCAGCAGGUUUGAAUAUGAUGAUCCAGAGUUUACAUCCAUGGUAGAUCGAACAAACAGAAGAAGUCAACUUGGGGGGACACCGUCAGUACAGUUGUUCAACAUGUUCCCAUGGAUCGGCAAAUGGUUUGCUAACAAGAAGGAAUUCAAGAAGUUGUCUGAGGCCAACAAAAAACAGAACUCAGAGCUGUUCAGUCAGCUGAAAGAGACCCUCAAUCCACAGAUGUGCAGAGGUUUUGUGGAUGCGUUUCUGGUUCAAAAGCAAAAUCUGGAGGAAUCUGGGAUUACAAACAGUCACUUCAAUGAUGUAAACCUUAUGACGACAGUCCGUGAUCUCUUUAAUGGCGGCACUGAAACAACAUCAACCACACUGAGAUGGGGACUUCUGCUAAUGGCCAAGUAUCCAAAAAUACAAGACCAGGUCCAGGAGGAGGUGAAUAGGGUGAUAGGGAGUUGUCAGGUGCAGGUCAAGGACAGGAAGAACCUGCCCUUCACUGACGCUGUCAUCCAUGAGACACAGAGACUGGCCAACAUCAUCCCAAUGGCGCUUCCUCACAAAAUGAGCCAAGACAUCACUUUCCAGGGCCACUUCAUUGAAAAGGGGACCACAGUGUAUCCUCUCCUGACAUCUGUCCUGUAUGACAAGGCUGAGUGGGAGAGACCACACUCCUUCUAUCCUGCCCACUUCCUGGACAAAGAUGGGAAGUUUGUCAAGCGAGAUGCCUUCGUGCCUUUUUCUGCAGGUCGGAGGGUUUGUCCUGGAGAGGGUCUGGCCAGGAUGGAGCUUUUCAUCUUUUUCACCACCCUCCUGCAGCACUUCCGCUUCACUCGUCCACCAGGAGUUUCAGAGGAUGAACUAGAUCUGACACCACGUGUUGGCUUUACCCUCAGCCCUUCAGACCACA
This is a messenger RNA of Monopterus albus (swamp eel), 1560 nucleotides long. RefSeq names its product cytochrome P450 2K1-like. The transcript has 9 exons. Gene Ontology annotation, molecular function: iron ion binding; oxidoreductase activity, acting on paired donors, with incorporation or reduction of molecular oxygen, reduced flavin or flavoprotein as one donor, and incorporation of one atom of oxygen; heme binding. The record is from RefSeq and is a predicted model, not a curated record. NCBI's taxonomy places the organism in Eukaryota, Metazoa, Chordata, Actinopteri, Synbranchiformes, Synbranchidae. Gene Ontology annotation, biological process: xenobiotic metabolic process. Gene Ontology annotation, cellular component: intracellular membrane-bounded organelle; cytoplasm. The annotation marks the transcript as partial.